Messenger RNA from Lecanosticta acicola, 5133 nucleotides. NCBI's taxonomy places the organism in Eukaryota, Fungi, Ascomycota, Dothideomycetes, Mycosphaerellales, Mycosphaerellaceae. The record is from the annotation of a GenBank genome assembly.
AUGAGACCCUCCGCCGACACUCCGCCACCCAGAUCGCCUGCAUCUUCACAAACUCGGGACUCGACAAACACCAAAAAGGUCGAUUUUUCGCCCUGGCCGACUUAUCACAAGAUUUCUCAGCCCGGACAGACUGGCCCUCACGAGGCGCGCAUAUCCAAGCAGACCCCAUUACGCCGAGACAGCAAGCCGCUCAAGUCGAUUCUGAAGCCGGCCAGCGAACCAUUGCCACCGACACCGGAUGAAUUGGAGAGCAAAUUGAGCUACUUCUCACCACAAGAACCGGGAAGUUUCCGCAGGAUGCUGCAGUCGAUCCUUGGGCAGCUAGGCAGUACCUCGCGAGAUAACCGGCGCGAUGCGUAUCUCGUCCUCACAGGGGCCAUCCGGCAGUACGAAGGAGUCCCCGAUCCCGAAGCCAUCAUCGACAAGCUCGGGCUGUUGCAGCAAUUCAUUAGCCGUGAUCUUCAGUGGAAAGGCGCGGAUGGUCGUCUGGACACGAGUAUCGUCUCUCAGGCAUUGACUCUGACAGGAAUGCUCAUAUUCAACUCUGAUGUGGCCACUGCUUUCGACAGCGAUUUUCAAGAAUUUCUAGUCGAUCGCUCCAUCGCGAUCAUCGAGCAGGGCGACGUCUCAAAGGCUAUCGUGAAGAAUCACAUGUAUCUCAUGUCACAGCAACGAUUUGGUCCAGCCAUCAUGACCCCUGCUCGAGCGGACAGACUCGUCAAUGCUGUACAGGGAAUAGAAGAGCGAUGCAAGGGCAAUAGCCUCAUUUCGGCGAGGCUUAUCAUCUUCCAGAGGCUCAUUGACUCGGUGCCCAAUACCAUGCUUCAUCGGAUGCGAGACUGGAUGGAACAUGUCUUCCACGGACUGCUGAGCAGUGUUGACGACAUCCGAACUAGAGCGAUAGAAACAUGUUCACAUGCCGGUAUACGUCUAGGAACUCAGCCAUCAGCCACAAAGGUGCUCCUUGAGAUGUUCGACAAGAAUGUGGACGAAUCGGAGGAUGGGCAGACAUACGGCGACUACUUCAACUUCCGCCUUAUUCAGAUGACUGCCGCAAAAGAGCUGGCACCCCUCGUACCUCAGAUAUGGGGUGCGAUGAUUCUAUUCUUCCGGUGCAAGCGAAAGCCUCUAGAGAAGUGGCCCAGAAUAAAGGAAUGGCUAUUGACGAUCCAGAAAUGCCUUAACUCGAGUGACUUGGAAGUCAAGCAUCAAGCCAAUAUCGCAUGGAACAAGCUGGUCUUCGCAGUCAUGCCCGACUCAUCAACAGCAGAAACCAUGAGGUCCAUGUUACGGGUUCCCAUAUCGGUUGCCUUCGACAAGCGCGGCAACGACCGACUCUCCCAACAGCAGAGACAAAUUGCUAUGGAUAGCUACUGCAAUCUGCUCCACUACGGCUUACGUCCAUCUCUGAGCCACGAAGAACUCGACGCUGCUUGGGAUCUGUACGUCGAUCCUAUCCUAUCUAGCAUGGCCGGAUCGAGAAGCAAAGGCCAGCACAAUGCUUGUCGCAUUCUUCAGGGACUUUUUGGAAAGAGCAAUGGGGUCUGGAACGUUAAUGCCGCCCUCGAACGGGAAGGCAUCAAGCCAGAAGAUCUGCCAAGGCUGGAUCCUCGAUGGCUGCGGACCCGACUAGCCCGCGUCCUCAGGAUUCUAGAGCGGAUUCUUGUUGCUGGAAUGUGGACGAUGCCUGACUCGAAUAAAGCAGCUGAUGGCUGCUGGGGCCUACUUUUACAGGCUCUCGCGGAGGCUGGCAGCCAAGAAGUCAAGACGUCGAAUGAAUUGAAGGAUGCCAUUGCACAAAUCACCAACUUGUUUCGGAGAAUAUGGUCCGCUCAAUCACCGCGUCGAUCUGAAGUGGACAGUUCCGUGUGGAUGCAACGCUAUGAGUCCCUCUUGGCGCUAGCUGUCGAGGCUCUGGGAUCCUCACACUUUGUCGAAGAUGUCCUGGCCAAAACGGAGACAGACGAGAUCGAAGCAGCGCCAACGCCAUCUCACAGACAUUCCAAGCAUUCAACGCCAGCGUAUCCAGCAUUUGUGUUUCUUUUUGCUCUUUAUUACCAGCCCCGCAGCGAAAUAAAAGCUUCUGGUCUCUACAAGAAGUCCGCUGCCUGGUUUCUUCGCUUGCUGGGACGGUCUAAGACAUCAGCUUCGAGCAACAUGGCGCUGCUGUAUCGCUCUCUCCAGUUUGCUUCGGAUGUCCAAACAGAUCUCGACGUCUCUAGUCAGGUAUGGAGUGUGCUAGCGGAGUCUGCAAUCGAUGGCAUAAAAGUCACUGCACCGGCUUCUCCUCGCGACGCUCAAAUCAUGGGCAACACCCUGAGCUGGGCGAUCAAAAUUUUCGUGGAUGGUCUUCGCUGCGUCCAAUUUCCUUACUGCAGUGCCAGCGCGGAUGAACUAUAUACGGCAAUCUGUCAGGCCGCGAAACACCAUGGGCAUGAUGGUGGCGUUGCUUUGGGUGUUAUGGAGCCGCUGUCGAAGCUCCUGACACCUAGAUUGGACGAAAUGCCUUUAAGCAGUGCAUUAUUUGCCGGGCAAGUUCUUUUGCAAAACGGUGUCUGGCCAAAGAAUCGACAAGAACUGGAUCAGAGCAGAAAAGCCUUAUGGACGAUAAGCCUGGAGCUGCACAAAAGCCCAGUUUUUGACCCAUUCCAGCAUGUCUACAACUUGUUCGUUGGAGUCACGGAUCGCGCAUAUAAGCACGUCGCGGAGAUGGACACCAGCUCACUGCAGGCAUUGUCUGAAUUCAUGAGCUCAUCGAUCCCGUUCUUUCGACGGUGUCCCCACUCUAUCCUGCCGGUGGCGCUUCGUCAAGCGCAGAAUGGCUUCGCAGUAUGGGUAGAAGACCGUCAGCGCAGCAUUUUUCCAUUGUGCGAAGGAGAUGCUCCAUCGACUUUCGAUAGACAUUGCAUCUUCAAAGUGUGGUCAGAGCUUCUUCAUCUGGUCGAGGGACUACCACGCAAAGACUCUACUCUGCUUGAAUCCCUUGAACCGUUGCUGAUCGCUGGCCUUUCAAGUCCGAGUAAGGACAUUGUCAACAAGAGCCUCUCCUUUUGGAACUCCACGUUCGGCGAAGAAGCUAGCCUUGACUACCCUUCACGCAUUGUGCCUGUGCUCAGGGCGAGGAAAGCUGAGACAGAAGUUCGAUUGCCAGGCUUGCCAGAUGACAACAAUGCCGAAGUUGCUGUCCUGCCAGCUUUCGCGGAGUCUCAGGUUGGUCCCCGAGCGGUGUCAGACGUCGCUUUCAGCAGCUCCCCUCGCGUGAGUCCGGGUGUUCGCAAGAGACCAUUGGUGGAUAACUUCUUGAUCAAGCAGCAUCUCGCCGCACAAGGGCUCCCAUACGAUGACAAGAGUCGAAGCAGCAAGUCCGCUGGAGAAUCGGCCAAGCCAAAAUUGCGGCACGAUGACUCCCAGAUCGACUUUGCCCCAAUAGAGGCCUCUCUUCCGAGCUCUCCCGCUCAUGGUGACCAAUUGCUGACCGAGCGGCAGAAGGAGGUCAAGACACGGCAGCAGGGUGACGCGCAAAUGUUUCCGGGUCUUUCUUCAAGCCCUAACGCACAGUCAAGUGCUAGAGGGAGGCGCAUUGCGAAGAAGCUGGAUUUCAUCUCUGAUGUUGGCGACAAUGAUGAAGAGGCGAUUGCUGCUACGCCACCUGCUCCGUUAGACGGAAAUCUGAUGAGCGAUGAUUUGCCGUCGUCGCCUACGCCGCGCGCGCAAGCCGGAGCAAGAACUAGCGAUGACACAGGGGCCUACGACGACAAUGAGGAGGACGACAAUGAGACGAUAGUGGACCCACCAUCCUCGCCGCCGCGGCGAGAAGCCAGUCCUGUUCAAAAUUGGGUCACUGGCCCGGACGAUACGACUGUGGUGGAGUCGACUGCUGUGUGUGGUUCCGAGCAAGGUCAAUCUAAUCCUUCUGCUCAGGUAUCUGCCGGACAAGACAUUGGAGACAGGGACGCGGAAUGCGAUGCCCGCCCGCUUGUGGCAACUACAUCAGAUCUUCCCUCAGACACGCAACUUCCCACAGUACAGCUUGAACGAGAAGCCGCAGCUGCCGAAGCACAAAAGCUUGCUUUGGUAGACACAGAACAGACAGUCGGGGAAAGCACAGAUACUUCUCACAAGCACUGGACGUACGGCAAGCCCAAGAAAACUUUCGAAGAUGAGAUCCGAGAGGUGGAGGAAGUUGCACGCAAGGCUGCAACAAACAAAGGGGAAAAGGAUGGGGAUGAGCUGACAUCCAGCAACAAUACCCCUCGAUCUUUAUCGAAGCGUGCUAAUGCAUCUCCAAAUGUCUCCCGGAUUUCAGAGUCCAUCUUGCAACCGACCGAAGGAGACAACGAACCUGCAUCUCAAACCUCUCCAGCAAACACCCUAGGAUCCUCUCUCAAAGGCAAGAAACGGAAGAGAACAGACCAAGCAGAGUCGAGGAGCGAACCCAAACGGAGCAAGCCAUCGCCUUUCAAGCGAUUCUUCAGCAACCUUGUGGGAAGUCAGCAAGAAGCAGAAGAAGAGGAUGAUAUCGAUGAUGAGAUUGUUGUUACAAUUAGUCGCCCGCGUACCUCGCCGCUUCCUAAGCGCGAGCCAGAGGAGGAGCCGACAAGCGUUCUGAGCCGACAAGGUGGUGAUUCUCCUGUUGUUCAGGUGAAGCGCAAGCGUGGCCGACCGAGGAAAGUGGUGACGGAAGAGAAUGCCAAGCGCAAGCCCGGCCAACCCAAAGGCUCAGGAUCACGCCAGUCCAGCCAACCCUCAACGACAAGCGACGACAACGGAUCCAGCGUCAGUGUUGUGAGAGACACUCCGGCUCCUGCAAAUCCGAGGAAGUCGGCUCGCCUUUCCCAAGAUGCGUCAGCUGACAGCUCAUCGCGAAGAGUCGCAGCUACGCAGCCCGAAGACGACGUGGAGGAGCAAGAUGAGGAGGUUGUCAGUCCAGAUCAGCAGCUCGCUAUGGAACAAUCUGCGGCAGAGAGACGCAUCGCCCAGCCUAAGAGUAUAUUGGGCCGUCUUCGGGGCGUUCUAGACGAUUGCAAGAAGAUGGUCUUCGGAUCUGUUGAGGAGGAAAGGCAAUUCGACGAUAUGCUCUUCGAGAUUCGACGUGAAGUCCACGACGCGGGGCGGCGUACACGGGAACGGUGA